This is a messenger RNA of Cyphellophora attinorum, 1674 nucleotides long. RefSeq names its product putative 26S proteasome regulatory subunit rpn9. Gene Ontology annotation, molecular function: structural molecule activity. The record is from RefSeq and is a predicted model, not a curated record. Bases 1 to 1674 code for a protein of 557 amino acids. The transcript is spliced from 4 exons. Gene Ontology annotation, cellular component: cytosol; proteasome regulatory particle, lid subcomplex; nucleus. NCBI's taxonomy places the organism in Eukaryota, Fungi, Ascomycota, Eurotiomycetes, Chaetothyriales, Cyphellophoraceae. Gene Ontology annotation, biological process: ubiquitin-dependent protein catabolic process.
AUGUCAAAAGCUGUGGAUCCGGAGGUCAUCUCGAAUUUCCUCGCCGAACAGCGAGACGAGGCUCCUGCAGACAGUCAACACUUGUAUCUCACAUUCGAAGACCUUUGGGAACGAAAACUAUGGCAUCAGUUGACGGAUCACCUCCUGGACUUCUUCCAGACACCAGAGAGCAAGAAUCAGCGAUUAGCCAUCUACAAGAACUUCAUCCUUACUUUCGCGGACAAGAUCAACCAACUGAAGCUGGUCAGACUAGCCCUCAGUGCCUCCAAAGAGAUCUCAGAAGAUGACGGAAGGAGAGAUUUCCUCGAGGCGUUGGUCAAGCGGGUGGACAAGCCAGAGUCAGAGGAGGCACAUGUGUACGCCACAACAGAACUAGCGAGUGUAUACCUCGACACGGAUGAGACGACCAAGGCCCGAGCGGCACUAGACGAGGCGCAAAAGAAACUUGACAAGUUCAACUUCAUCGACAACACUGUCAACGCAUCCUUCUACCGAGUCAAUGCCGAAUACUUCAGCAAUAAAUGCGACUAUACAUCCUACUACCGGAAUUCGCUGCUGUACCUUGCUUGCGUCUCCUUAGAUACAGAUCUGACACCAAAGGAGCAGCAGUAUCGAGCAUACAAUCUUUGCAUAGCAGCUCUAGUGUCGGACGACAUCUACAACUUCGGAGAACUGCUAUUACACCCAAUUCUGGAUGUGCUGAAGCCACCACACGUCAAAUCAUGCUCCGAGAUCUGCUACCGCCAGCUUGCUGAGAACAAGCAAUUUCUUUAUCAGAAGAUUUCGCUUGCUGCCCUCACAGAGCUUGUCUUCAAGAGACCACCACACGAUCGAGCCAUGUCCUUCGACACCAUCAGCCAAGAAACACACGUCAAGCCGAACGAGAUCGAGCAUCUUAUCAUGAAAGCAUUAAGUCUUGGUCUUCUCCGCGGCAAGAUUGAUCAAGUAGCUGGUAUCGCGAAGAUCAACUGGGUGCAACCAAAGGUGCUAGAGCGAAGCCAAAUCGAAGGUAUGAGAGUGCGCUUGAAGGAAUGGGACAGCAAUGUGAACGAUUUGGGUCAUUGGAUCGAAGGCGAGGGCAAAGAUGUCUGGGCAUCAACCACCACUAGCAGCACCCUCACCACCAGUACCAAACUCCGCAUCCUCCCUCGACCCACCAACCCUCCUCUCCCAAAACGCCUACACCAACCCCCUCCUCUCCACCCCCGCCCUAUCGACAACCACUCUUCCCCCCAAAUCCACACCGCAACCAUAACCGCCAUCCACGCCCGCACCGCCCACGCAACCCGCACCACCUCCUACCUCCAAAAACACCUGCGCAAGACCUUUCCCACCACACACACCGACCUCGUGCACGACCCCUUCGAUCUGUUACGUGUUGGGGACGUGAUUCGGUAUACGAGGUUCUUUCCGCAUGAGCAGGAGGCGCGGAUGGAGGUGAAGCGGGAGAUGAAGGGGGUCAAGUGGGAGAAGCUAAGGGAGGACAGGAGGAACAGGUUGAUUGGGAGGAGGAGGGGAGGGGAUGGGAAGACGAGUAAGCGGGUGAGGGUACGGUUUGUGGUAAGGCAGGUUGUGAGUGCUUGGGGCGAGGGGUUGGAGGAAAGGUGGAGGGGGUUGCUGAGAGGAGGAGAGCAGAGAAGGAAGGGGUGGCAGGGAAGAAGGUCGGGAGUGUGA